Phytophthora sojae is the source of this 1044-nucleotide messenger RNA. RefSeq lists its product as hypothetical. The record is from RefSeq and is a predicted model, not a curated record. NCBI's taxonomy places the organism in Eukaryota, Oomycota, Peronosporomycetes, Peronosporales, Peronosporaceae. The transcript has 2 exons. Gene Ontology annotation, molecular function: protein binding. The coding region runs from base 1 to 1044 and encodes 347 amino acids.
AUGGCUUCGACUGUUCCUCGCUGUCCUCAGCGGCAUGCUGCAGUCGUCGACACCUCGGAGAGUUCACCUACAGCUCAUGAGCAAUGUGAGCAGAUGCGCCGUGAGAGCGAAGAGUUGUGCUUCCUGAGGCAGCUCAAACCAGCUCACGGGAAGGCGGUGGCCGCGCUGAAGAUGGCCACCGAGACUUACGGGAAGAACUCGCUGCGCCUCGUGCCCUUUUACCUCGUCCUGGUCGACAUCUCGCUUCGAGAGAGGCAGCUCAAGCCAGCUGAGGAGGUCCUGUCGCUCGUGAAUUGGCUGCUGGUCAAGGAUCGCAAGGCUGGCCCCGACACCAUUUCUUCAGGGAUCCUCUUGGGGGCGGCGGUGUCUCUGCCUGAGCUGCCCGAAGAGAUGAAGAAUCUCUUCGUGAUCCGCAUGAACAAGCUCUACAGCCUGCUGCACUUGGAGUACGGCGCGUUCUCCGAAAGCUUACAGCGAGCGGCACACGGAGCUUAUCACUGCUCGCUACUCUUCGGCCCUGACCACCUGUACACCUCGGAGCUCUACUUCUGCCUCGGCCUGGCCUUCCACCGGAUGCAGCGUGCUGCGGUACGGCAGCAACAAGCCCAAGCUCAAGCUCAAGCUCAAGGUCAGCAGGAGUCACCACAACACCAACGCGAGUUGCAGCAGCGCAACCAGCAGAACGAUAGCGCGCUGGCCAUGCUCGACAAGGUGGUGGAUAUCUGGUACCGCUUCCUGACCAACCCGCCGGAGGACACGGCCGCCUGGAUGCUGGAGCACCAGCGUCUACGGAUCCAGGAAGCCAGCUCCAUGCUGCAGCAGAUCGUCAAUAUCCGCCAGAACUUGCUGGGAGCGAAACACGUUGCUACAGGCGAGGUGCUGUACACACUGGGGCUGCUGUUCCUCUUCCUGGGCGAUCACGGCCAGGCGAAGGCCUUCGUGAAGCAGGCACUGGACAUCUACGUCGACGCACUGGGACCCGAACAUCCGUCGACUGUGGACGUGGUGAGUGUGCUUCACCAGUUGGACGAAGCUGGAGUCUAG